Messenger RNA from Tachyglossus aculeatus (Australian echidna), 7260 nucleotides. It is a transcript of the gene XKR4, whose product is annotated as XK related 4. Bases 1 to 1767 code for a protein of 588 amino acids. Gene Ontology annotation, biological process: apoptotic process involved in development; phosphatidylserine exposure on apoptotic cell surface; engulfment of apoptotic cell. Gene Ontology annotation, cellular component: plasma membrane. Lineage: Eukaryota; Metazoa; Chordata; Mammalia; Monotremata; Tachyglossidae. The record is from RefSeq and is a predicted model, not a curated record. The transcript has 5 exons.
AUGGCCGCUAAGUCGGACGGGAGGCUGAAAAUGAAGAAGAGCGGCGACGUGGCGUUCAGGCCGCUGCAGAACUCGGAGCCGUCGGGGCCGGGGCCGGAGACGGAGCCGGGGACGGGGCCGGGGCCGGAGAGGGAGCCCCCGUGUCGGGGGUCCCCGUCGCGGGGGGUCCCGCCGCCCCCCUCGCCGCCCCCGCCGCCGCCGCCGCCGCCUCCGGGCCCGCGGCGCUACUCGGCCUGGGACUGCCUGUGGCUGGUGGCGGCGGCGGCCGUGUACCUGUCGGACGUGGGCACCGACGUGUGGCUGGCCGGCGACUACUACGCGCGGGGCCAGCGCUGGUGGUUCGGCCUCACCCUCUUCUUCGUGCUGCUCGGCUCGCUGUCGGUGCAGCUGUUCAGCCUCCGCUGGCUGGCCCACGACCUGGCCGCCGACGAGCCCGGCGGUCCGGCCCCGGCCCCGCCCGCCGCCCCCGGCCCCGGCCCCGACGGCAAGCCCCGGCCCGGGGGCGACGGCUCCGCCCGGGCCCCGGCCCCGGCCCCGGCCGGGCCCCCCCGCUCCUGCGCCUGCUGCGUCUGCCUCCUGCACACCCUCCUCCACAUCCUGCAGCUCGGACAGAUCUGGAGAUAUUUCCACACGAUAUACUUAGGGAUCCGCAGCCGCCGGAGCGGGGAGAACGACAGAUGGCGUUUUUAUUGGAAGAUGGUGUACGAGUAUGCAGAUGUGAGCAUGCUGCAUCUGCUGGCCACCUUCUUGGAGAGUGCCCCUCAGCUGGUCCUGCAGCUCUGCAUUGUCGUCCAGACUCACACCCUUCAGGCCCUCCAAGGUCUCACUGCCGCAGCCUCCCUCGUGUCCUUGGCGUGGGCCUUGGCCUCUUACCAGAAGGCUCUCCGGGACUCCCGCGAUGACAAGAAGCCUAUCAGUUACAUGGCCGUCAUCAUCCAGUUUUGCUGGCAUUUCUUCACCAUUGCCGCCAGAGUCAUCACUUUUGCCCUCUUUGCCUCAGUUUUCCAGCUGUACUUUGGGAUUUUCAUAGUCCUGCACUGGUGCAUCAUGACCUUCUGGAUUGUCCACUGUGAGACGGAAUUCUGCAUCACCAAGUGGGAAGAGAUCGUGUUCGACAUGGUGGUGGGGAUCAUCUAUAUCUUUAGCUGGUUCAACGUCAAGGAAGGAAGGACACGCUGCAGGCUCUUCAUUUACUAUUUUGUGAUCCUUUUGGAAAACUCUGCCUUGAGUGCCCUCUGGUACCUCUACAAGGCCCCACAGAUCGCGGAUGCAUUUGCCAUCCCAGCACUGUGCGUGGUGUUCAGCAGCUUUUUAACGGGCAUUGUUUUUAUGCUGAUGUACUAUGCCUUCUUUCACCCCAACGGACCCCGAUUUGGGCAGUCGCCAAGCUGUGCUUGUGAGGACCCUGCGACUGCCUUCACUCUGCCCCCAGAAGUGGCCACGAGCACCCUGAGAUCCAUUUCCAACAACCGCAGCGUGGCAAGUGACCGGGACCAGAAAUUUGUGGAGCGGGACGGGUGCACCCCCGUCUUCCAGGUGAGGCCCACCGCCCCCUCCACUCCAUCGUCCCGGCCGCCAAGGAUUGAAGAAUCAGUCAUUAAAAUCGACCUGUUCAGGAACAGAUAUCCAGCGUGGGAGAGACACAUAUUGGACAGAAGCCUCCGGAAGGCCAUCUUAGCUUUUGAAUGUUCCCCUGCUCCUCCGCGGCUACAGUACAAAGACGACGCCCUGAUCCAGGAGCGCCUGGAGUAUGAAACCACGUUAUAAAAACGGGAUGAACUUGGAGGUGCUGAAAUGUUGCAGCCCGAGCUGAGGGUGGACAGAAGGGCUGUGGCAGUAACAAAACUUCAUCCUAAGGGAGAGCGGCGGGGUGGAGCGCUGCCGGUCUGGCCGACAUCACGGUUGUCCUUUGAGCUGUUGACCGCAGAGGGUCUGCUGCGGGACUUUUUCGAAGCAGCGGCAUCGCCUGAGAGACGCAGUCACGUCCCCAGUCGCAGCUCGUGACUUUUCGCUGCGCCCGAACUCCUGCACAGUUCUUUCAAUCCAUCAAAACCGUAGGAAGGUUUAUGGGGAAAACCUGCCUAUAACCAAUGGGAUAUUUUUAAGAGGGUAACUGAUAUUUGUGUAGACACAUAGUCAUCUCUCCCACUCCAUCACACAUACAUACGCACACGCACGCGAGCGUGCACACACACAGACACACACACACACAGCCUUCUGUCAAAAUGGGCAGCAUGCCAAUACAAAACUCUUUUCCUGAAAAAAUGAAACCAGAUUCUCGAGACUCCUGAAAACAAACCUCUACUGUGUGGAAUAGAUUUGCAAAUUGCUUAACUGAAAAAAAAUAUAUGUGUGUGUGUGUGUGAAUCUACCAGGGGGCUGCAAACAAAAGCCUGUUUACACAAGUGUUCAUAUGGAUGGAAUGGUUAGUUUUCUAUGAAAUUCAGGAUUUAUUUUCACUUAAAAGUUCAGUUGAAAGCAUCCUUCUUUGAGAGAAAUCCUAUGCAGUACGUUUGUGACUUUCAAAAAAAAAAAAAGGCGCUCUAGUACUUAGUCAUGUAAAUCAAAUGGUAAUCAUGGUUCAGUAUUCAAUUGCAAAAAAAAAAAACAAACAACAAAAAAAAAACGAAGAAGAAGAAAAAAAGGCAAAAUUGAAAGCCUGGGUUCCACAACCUCUGGAGACCAGGUUUAGUUGGUAAGGGGCAAAAAGCACCUGGAAAUGAAUACUUGGAAGCCACUUCAGGGCUGAGAAUACAUGGCUCUGAGUGUCACGUGUGACCUGGUGCGAAUCAAGAACGUGACACGCCAUAACUUCUAGUGCCAAACAUUGCAGAACUACAAGACUGAUAUUAAAACCUGAGGGAUUGAGAAUGAGUGGCAUGACCCCUUCACAAGCAGGAAGCAAGAAAAAAUGAUGAAGUUCUCCAAGUGUACAGACAGCUUGUGUUUCGGUUGUUUUUAUUUAACCCCCACCUGAGGUGAAAGUGAUGUGUCUUUUAGAGGCUUUGAGCCACUCAUUAAAACAUCUUGGAACUUGUCAAGCUUUACUCGAGGUGAUUUGCAGUUAAUUCAACAGACAUUUUAAUCUUGCAUAUUUGUGACUUGUAAUAUUGUAAUCGAGCUACUCCAAGCAAACAUUAAUCAGUGAAAAAAGGAACACCACUUUCAGUUUUGUGCCAUUCUGCGCCUAGGGCUGAAGCAAAAGACCUACAUGAAAUAUAACACUAAUAAAUUCAUGCUGCCUAAUUUCUCAUCAUUCAUGUUAUGAAUAUGCAUAUUCUUCAUUUGUUUUUGCAAGUAAGCACUGUUUUGGGGGAAAUGGAUUGUUGGGCAGCCAAUUGCCUCAUGAUAUCUUAAUGGGAUCCAGGCAUUGUCUUUAAAUUGAGCCAAAUCCAGUAAUGGAUGUGAACACAAAUCAAUGUUUCCUAUUUACAAGGUGCUGUGCAUGAAAAAAGGUGCUGCCUUUAGUCCAGUUUUUAGGGCACAGUUAUCAAUCUUAAAAUAGCCCAUUUUUUAAAAAUCAACUUGGACCUUGAAGGUAAUAUGGAACUACACUGCAGUUCUCUCCCUGGGACAAGACCAUCCCAAGUCCAAGUUGUGGGUUUUGACUGUGGAGAUGCUCACUGUCAAGCCCCAUUCCAUGUUUGUUUUGGGGGUAUAAACUUCAGUGCCUAAGCUCAUCCACAUGACCUCUUUUGGAUACUUAAAAUUCACUUCAAAUGGACAGCUCACCCAUUCUUGCUUACUGUUUAAAAUAACUAUUUAGUUUGUCAUCUAGAAGAUAUGUUCUUUUUUCUUCAAGAAAGAUCAACACUAUUGUUCGAAAGGGACUAGAACAGACUGAGAUGAUAUCAACAAGAAACAUGGAAGAUGUUCACAGGUGAUUAUUCUUCAUGAGCAUUCCUGCCCUGAAAUACUGGACAGGUUUCUAACUUGUUAGAGGGACAGUGUGCUGAACCCAAUCCAGUGAAAGUCAUCGUGCCCAUCUUCAGGCUGGUCAUGCAGUCUACAGAAAAAUGAGCCGGGUCAUUCUAAAUUGUUACACAGAAGAGUCUCCUUAAUAACAUGGGCCCGUCAUUAAUGAAGAAACACCAAGAAUGGAAAAUGCCAAAAGCCUGAAGCUUCCUCUCAACCCUCUCAGUCACCUCUGGAUCAUUUGGACUAAAACACCAUAAGGAAGUUGUAUGCUCCAACCAAUGCCAAGAGAUGGGUUCUCCAGAAAUAUUUAAUUGGUCCUUGGUCCAAGCUCUGAAUUCAAGAAGGAAAAACAAUGUUACUUCCCACCACGUUGCGUAUUUUUAAAUGUAAAGUCAUUGAUCGUGAAGUUGCCCCUACCAUCCUACUUGAAGUGUCAGUCUAAGAUAACUAGUUUUCUAAAAACCCAAAGUAACCAAGAUAUCCCCCAAAUUCCUGUGAAACCACUUGAUGUUUUUGACCGAGGUUAAUGUCUGAGCAAUAAAACCAUCCUCUUAAAGGAGGUGCUGGAGGGGAGGACUACUCAAAUUAGGCAUCUAGAGAGUCUCCCAAAAAGGACACACCCAUUUGUGGGUCCGCAACAUUUGGCUUUCUUUCAGAGCAGUGAUUCGAGAGAGCCAUGACACUCCUCUGACUGUGGAGGUAGAUAUUUUCUUCCAAGAAAAUCAACCUAGUAGAAACAGGGCAUGAAAUUUCUGGAAAAAGAGUUUGAAGAUAAUGACCUCAAAUCAGAGGUAGCCUUAUUCUAUUCUGAUAGGGAAGAUUCCCCAGUGAUAAUUCUCCCUGGUCACUGACCCUCUGCUGCUAUAUGGCCUGGCAUGCCAAGGACUCUGGGUGGAUUUUAAGGCAAGCUAUUCUAAGUUAUUCUAAGUCACUUUUGCUUAAGAACAUUUGUAAUUUAAUUACCCUAGAUUUAAAUAGUAAUGCAAUUCAGGGUUACCAUGGCCUUAUGUAUCAUCCUACUGUAAAGUUAUCGCCACAUCACAAUAUUCCUUUGUUUUCACUAAAGCAGGUUUACAAUUUUAGCUGAAUCCUUUAAACUGGAUCUAGAGCCUGCCAAUCCCCAAACCACUGUAAUCCCUGAUGAGAAAAAUCACACAAGAAAAGUGAAGAGUUGAGGCACUUUCCAGAGAAUUCACCCGACAGAGAUACACUGGAUCACUUUUGAUGAAUGCUCUACCUUUCCCUCAGUAACAAGGCUGUUCUUUCAAAAUUAUCCAGAAAAUUAGCUAACUCUCCACUUCCCUAUGCCUUCUGUGGGGAAGCUCUUUCUCACAUCCUCUCAAUGUUCUCCUGUUUGCAACCAUAGUUGGCAGAGCAAAUGAGCAUUCCAGGUUGAUAACAUGUCUACAACAGAUGAAAUACAUGGCUAAGUACUUAUUUUGUUUAAUGUCCGAACAGAUCCCAGCUCCUGCUUAGUGACUCUAGUGAUCCAACCUCAUUUCAAUCCAAAUAAAGAAGAAUUUGUUGGGGGGAUGGGGGCGGUUGUUGUCGUUGUAGAUGAAUGAAUCAGCCUGGUUUGCCUUAAGAUCUCUCUUUGGGUCUUGUGGUAGAAAGGGCAAUCAGUCUGUGAUACUGAGUCGAAUGUGUGCUUCCUGAUUUACCCAGAUGGUUGUAGCUGUUAUUCUUCUUCCAUUCCUCCCACCCCAACCUUGCCUGGACUGGGAAUGGGGAGGGGGGUGGCAGGUAAAAAAUGAAGUGUGAGCCAAAUCUGAGAGAUUCUUUGCCCAUCUGGUGGAUCCAGUCCAAGGACCAUGCCAAGGUGAAUCUGAAAACAGGGCUAGUAGCCAUGGGUUCCUUCUUGAAUGGUGGUGUCUACCCCAGCCAGUCCCUCUGAACGCAUUGGGGAAGGUGCCAACGCCCAGGUUGCCCCAUUGGGCUUGUUGAAUAAAACAGAACUUUCGACUGAAACACCCCCUUUGAAUAAAAUGUGCUUGCCUGUUUUGGACAUGCUAUGAAUGUUCCAGUCAUGUAAAGGAUGGAACUUCAUUUCCUCAUGCAGUUAUCUACUGCCAAGUUCAUUCAUUCAAUCGUAUUUAUUGAGCGCUUACUGUGUGCAGAGCACUGUACUAAGUGCUUAUGUAACUUGCUGCUAAAUAGUCUUUUGGAGUGGAGAAAGAGGAGUAAAAAUCUUAUAGCAAAGCGGCCUCUAAUCCACUUGGCAAUUAACUCAAAUCAUGUAAAAUCAGUGGGUCUUUUGGGUUUAACAUGUAUGGGCCAAGGGCUUAUCUAGCACUGAACAUUUUUAGAUCAACAACCCAGAACUCUUUCCUAAUGGGAAUUUAUCCUGAAACAAGCAUUUCUCUCCCCUCCACCGCCCCUAGAUUUAGUUUUCUGGUUUGACCCUUUUCAGUACAAAAUGCACUCAAUAGGUCUGUCCUUCCCAUUUAACACAAACUCAAAGUGUGCGACAUUGUAUUUUGAUUUACCGGCAGGUUCCGGGAAAAUAGGAAGCUCUAAAAGAAAACAUCCUCUAGACUGUGCUGUUACCCCAAUAUUCAUCUUGCUAAUUUAACACCAUUUUCAGGCCCUGCGAAGUAGGGGGAUUUUAAAAUGCUACUGGAGCAAAUAGCAGUUUUUCCCCAUUUAAAGAAAUUCCAUGUCUGAGUUGUUUUUUUUUCAAGCUGGUCCCUUCAUGUUGAAUGAAGCGUGAAUGAUUUCCUAAUAGAGAAGCACUGAGAAACGGAAAAGGAAUAAUCAGAGGAGAAUUCAUUUUCCUGAUGGGAGCCUUGAGAUGUGUGUUCCGACUCUUGUACUGGAUAUACGUAAGUGAUUUGAGAGCUCGUCUAAUGCACGGUGCUGGAAAUUGAGCCCUGCAGUCAGCUCUUCACAAUGACCUUUUGGUAUGGCUUUGCAUUGGCAACAGUGGAUAAUUCUGCUGUAUGAAUGGUGCAUUUUCCAUUAUUGACCAUUCAUCACUUGGCAGCGAACAGGUGAAGUUCAGAGCCAUUUUUUCCGCACCCUGUGGCUUUGUAUGUCUUCAGAGCUGGUCGCCCAGACCUUAAUCGCGGGACGUGAAGGGUUUUCAGAUAUGCAAGGAUUAGCUGAGACUGGAUUUCCAAAGAAAUGCCAAAUGAGCAGGAGAUACUUCAGGUUGGUCUGCCUUAGCUGAUUCUGGCCAGUUUGACACAGUCCUAUGGAGUGGGUAGAUUAGUUUCACGUUUAGUUUCACAUUGAAUUUCAGAUCGAGACAGUCCCUUGUCUAGAGGGAUUUUCCUGCUGUGUGGGAGUUCAACCAAUCAAUCAAUGGUAUUUGUUGAGCGCUUACUGUGUGCAGAGCACUGU